CAUUGGCAAUAAACGGGUGUCCGGUGCGAGCGUGAGGUCCUAGCGACAGGACGCAGGUAUUUACGACGCAAUUUGACGUGGACCGUCACCACAGCAAUGGCGGAUGCUUUAGGGGAAGUGCUUCAAGGCAGUUGGGAUGAGGAUCUGGCUGUUGCUCUUGACUUCGCAGGCUGUGAUCUGGACGCUGACCAGGAUGAUGUCAUCCAGGUCCGAAACCUACCCCCACCACAACGGGCAGAGUUAUGGAUGAUUGCUUUGAACGUGUCUGGUAAAGGAGACAGUCUUUCCUCAUGGGAUGGGGCUUUGGACCUACCAGAACAGACACUCAUUCACAGUCGCAGUCAACAGAUCAUUGAUCAGCUGGGGGUACCAGUGGAGGAAGGGCGGGACCUGGUAUCAGAUGUGGAGUCAGUUAUGACCUUCUACUGCAAGUCCAGAAAUGUCACCUUCUCUCCAGAUCUUAGCUGGCCACACCUUCUCAAACCACUCCUGGGCUUACAGCUACCCCGCAGAGACCUCUACAACUGCUUCUAUGCAGUCAUGAAUAAAUACAUCCCACGAGACUGUGUGGUAAAAGGACGGCCAUUUCACCUUUUCAGACUCCUGCUGCAGUACCAUGAGCCUGAACUCUGCUCAUUCCUGGACACAAAAAAGAUCACUCCUGAUUCCUAUGCCAUAAACUGGCUGGGCAGUCUCUUUUCUAGCCACUGUCUCCCUGAGGUCACACAGGCCUUGUGGGACAUAUACCUCCAACAAGCCGACCCUUUUCUCAUCUUCUUUUUGAUGCUCAUCAUCCUCGUCAAUGCCAAAGACAACAUUCUCUCUCAAGCAGGAGACAGUAAAGAGAAGAUAAUCAAAAUGCUGGAGCAGUCGCCGUCAUUACUAGAGGCAGAGGACAUUGAAGACUUGUUCUCUUUGGCACAGUAUUACAAUAGCAAAACACCUCUUUCUCUUAGAAAGGAGAACCAUAAUCUGUUUGGCAGUAGUCUGGUGGCCCUAAAGGAAGAGGACAUGGACCUGAGUCAGGCGCUCUGUAUGCCUGUAUCUGUCCCUGAGAUCCUUCAAGCCAACCAGCUACAACCAGAGGGUGUGAGGUUUUUUGUUGUUGACUGUCGUCCUGCAGAGCAGUACAAUGCUGGUCACCUCUCCACUGCCUUUCACUUGGACUCUGACUUGAUGCUCCACAACCCUUCUGAGUUUGCCCUGUCAGUGAAGUCUCUUCUGGAGGCACAGAAGCAGUCUCUGGAGUCAGGCUCUGUGGCCAGCGGAGAGCAUCUGUGCUUCAUGGGCAGUGGACGUGAAGAGGAGGACAUGUACAUGAACAUGGUGCUCGCCCACUUUUUACAGAAAAACAAAGAGUAUGUGAGCAUAGCAAAAGGCGGCUUCAUGGCAUUGCAGCAGCACUUGGCAGAUAUAAAUGUUGAGGGUCCAGAUAAUGUUUAUGUUCACUGGAUUGUGAGCACCUCAGGAACCCACUGCAGCCUCAGCUCAGUAGAUGGGGACUUGAGCACCGAUGGCAAAGGAGUUAAAUCACUUGUCAACAAAAUGACCUUUGCACUUAAGUCAAAGUCAGUAAAUGUAAAAGAAAAGGUGAUCAACUUCAUUGAGAACACUUCCACGCCUGUGGAACGAAUAUCUUUCAAUCUGCCCUGGCCAGACAAGGGGAUACUGGAGCGGCAUGUGAGCAGCAGUGAUCGGGUGGGGAAGCCGUACAGGGGUGUGAAGCCUGUCUUCAGCAUCGGUGAUGAGGAAGAGUAUGACACAGACGAGAUUGACAGUUCAUCAAUAUCAGAUGAUGACAGGAAAGAGAUUGUCAAUAUUCAGACUUGGAUAAACAAACCAGAUGUGAAGCACCAUAUUCCAUGCAAUGAGGUUAAGGAGACUGGACACAUGUUCCCAAGCCAUCUCCUGAUCUCUGCAACACACAUGUACUGUUUGAGGGAGAUCGCUGCCCGUAAAGGUUUUGCUUACAUCCAGUCCAGGCAGGCACUUAACUCUGUGGUGAAGAUCACCUCUAAGAAGAAGCAUCCAGAGCUCAUCACUUUUAAGUUUGGCAACAAUAAUGCUGCAGGAGUGGAGAUAGUGGCUGUGGAGAGGUAUUUAAUACCGAAUGCGGGUGAUGCCACUAAAGUCAUCAAACAGCAAAUCAUGAAAGUUCUGGAUGCUAUAGAGAGCUCUUAGUUACAGAGACAUCAGAGAGGCUUCACUCUAGUCAUCCAGCGACGACCACAGCUCCAGCCUGAAGGGAAAGGAGGGAGCAAAGCAUUCCCACACUCUGUUUCUUCGACAUUGUCACACCACCUCCUCCCGGGGCAACACUGACGUGAAGAACUUGAGCGCUUUCAUGACUCUUUGGGUGCGUUGCUAUAGUGAUUGACAGGAAUUGUAAAACUUCAGGCAAGGAGAUGUGAAUACGAACCUACGUUAGAAAUUGUUAUUUUGUUCAUUUUGCUUUUGUUAUCAUUUCUGUUUUGAGAAACUGACUGAAUUAAGCAAGUUUGAUUUAUUAUCUCUCCUUUAUCUGUCUCUAGCCUUAAUGAUAAACUAUUGCUUUUUGUAUGAGACUCAAACAGGGCCUCUGGAUGAGAAAACAGGAUUGGAAACUCAAAGACAACUCAUUGCUCUUUAAUUUCUUUAAUGGAUGAGGUCAAAAGUUCUUUAGCCAUUUGAAAAUGUAAACAUCAUAUAUUGCUGCACACUUGUAUAACAGAGAAUAGUUUGACACAUAUUUAUCAGAGCAGUGUUUUUACAGCAAAACUAUUUGGAGCCAGAGUUGGCAUUGACGAUGUGAAUAUGUGCUUAAUUUUCAUAUUGGGGAAAGAACGCUUCCCUAUGGUAUAUAAUGUUGCUUGAGGCUGCACACAAGUGAUCUACACAUACUUCCACACAACUCUGCUGCUCUUUGUACAAAUUCACUAGAUUGACCUUUUCAAACCAGAAAAAAUUAUAACCUUUUGUUAAGUCACCUGUCAAAUUCUGAUUCCAUUGAAUUAUUUUGUGAUUACAGCCUUAAAGAUAAAAGGGAACAGGUCAAGAGAAAGUCAAUAUACACUUACAGUAAAACUAGACUUCUCUCUGUAUGUCAUGGCCAAGUUUACCAGAGAAUGUAUAGAGGAAAAAUAAGUUUUCAGCUGCCAAUAAUUGAGUACAUUAAGUGGACUAGCUUCUAUUGAGGGUAAAAUUCAGUAAUAGAAAUAUUGUAUUAUGUAGUGAUUCUGACGCACUGAAGAAAGACUGGAUUCAUAAGCCAAUUUUCAUCUAAAUCAAAUAAAGGCAUACAUAAACCAUCUACCAGUAUCAAUCAUAACAGUAUAUCUUAACAAUGCUAAAAUGAAUGUAAGGAACACUUAAGGUGACAUUAAAUAUGCACUGUCGAAUUAUAGCUUACACUGACAGUGGCCUGAAUGCUGCAUCAUUCAAACAGAGAAGUUUUCAAUAACCAAUGCCAUUGUAGAAAUUCACUGCACAGUAAGCCAGGAUUCAUUUAACCCAUUAAUGAAAGUGUCCAAUAACAGGACAAAUGCUGAGAUAUAGCAAGUAGGAUUCAGCUGGUGAUGUGAUGCUUGCAUGGCUGCCCCCAUGUGGCACCCCUUCCCCAUGUAGAAUAAAAGGGAUUUUAUAAGGUUAUAACUAAUAUGACUGAACUCUUUAUCUCACAUGAGUGAUCGUGAUUUUAUACAUAUGUUUCAAAAUAUAUACUCAUUUCUUUAAAUUAGGAAACAAAUUACUGUGUGCACCUUUAAAACCUGGGGAGAGAGAUAUCUGGUCCCUCUCUGUGAGGGAAAAAGUCCUGCCAGUUUGUCACACUAUGCAAAAAAGCUUAUAAGCGUUCUUUGCAUUAAAAAGUAAUAGGACCUUGUCUCAAUGCUCAAAAAUGUUUUAGUUUAUUUUCUGUUUAAACUACAGAAUACUAUUGAUAAAAUCUGUUUUAAUAAAUUAAAAUGAGGUCCACUAUGUCUCAA
Xyrauchen texanus (razorback sucker) is the source of this 3962-nucleotide messenger RNA. It is a transcript of the gene tbc1d23, whose product is annotated as TBC1 domain family, member 23. The record is from RefSeq and is a predicted model, not a curated record. NCBI's taxonomy places the organism in Eukaryota, Metazoa, Chordata, Actinopteri, Cypriniformes, Catostomidae. Gene Ontology annotation, cellular component: trans-Golgi network. Gene Ontology annotation, biological process: embryonic brain development; retrograde transport, endosome to Golgi. The coding region runs from base 97 to 2181 and encodes 694 amino acids. The transcript is spliced from 19 exons.